Molecule: messenger RNA, 4058 nt
Organism: Lytechinus variegatus (green sea urchin)
Lineage: Eukaryota; Metazoa; Echinodermata; Echinoidea; Temnopleuroida; Toxopneustidae
Exons: 6
Coding region: 1467-2828 (453 amino acids)
Source: RefSeq, a predicted model, not a curated record
CCCCCCCUUUUAAAUGUUUUUGAUUAAUUUAUUUUCCCUUCUUCAAUGGCAUCAUUCUUCGUCUUCUCCAUUUUUUCUUUUUCUUCUCCCCUAUCCCAAGCCUUUCAUCGUUUUUUGUGACAUUUUCUUUAAAGCAAUUACAUAUUUCAACCACAUUCAAGUCAUAUAACUUUUUUUCAAGCUAUCAUGAAUAUAUGUGACCAUUAUUAUAUAGUUCAAAUAUUAUUUAGUCUCUUUUCUAUAAUUAGGGUUUACUUUUGACUGUCGAAAGUGUAUUGUAAAAAUAUACGUGUACGCAUUGAGUUCUGCUCCAUGCAUAUUCUUUUCCUUUUAUUCUCAUGCUCUUCAUCUUCUUUCUGUUAUCAUCUUUAGAAAUUAAGCAUUUCAACCAUAUUUCAUUGACAACCUAAUAAUCAUAGUUGUUCCCGACUGCAAUGUUCUGCAUAUACUACAUUUUGUUUGUGAAAUACAUUUUAUUCACCAUCCUGUCCUAAAAGUUAUUUCAUAGCUUUACUCUUAUAAAACAACAUUAAAGUGUAAUAAUCUCAUCAGCCCUAUUAAAUAGUGCGAGCGCGAAGCGCAAGAUAAAGAUUUUUUGAGUUUCAUGUAUUUUGACCUGAAAAUUGAAAAUUCAAUGUCCCAUAAACGUUAAACGUCAAUGGUCCCUGUGCUACAAAUAUUAAUGACUCGAAUUUUGUAUGCCUUUCUGUGUUCUAAUAUGUAUGAUUUAUAUGUUUUUGUCAAGUUUGUUUUUAUCACUUGUAUAUAUAUGUUUUGUUUUUAUGCUAUUAGGGCCCCUUUUGAUAUCAGUUUUUGCUGAAAGGGACCCUGUUGAAAUAUUGUUUAAUAAAUAAAUAAAAAUGUACACCCUAAUGCAGCCUCUAAUUACGUACAUGAAAAAUGUGUAGGCCUUUAUUAAAUUUAGGCAGCAAGACCAUUCCGUAGUAAUGUCCUGCAGUCUAUUCGAUAAUUAGAGUAUUACACUCAUCUACAUUUGAGAGGAAAGAAACCAUGAAUCAUGACCCCCCCCCCCCCCGCCGAGCAGCACGCUAGGGAUCGGGAGCGAGCGUAUCCGGGUUGAGCGAUUAACCAAUCAGGGUUAAACGCUCCGUGCACUGGUCAUUGAAACGUGACGGCCAUGCUGACGGCCCACCAAUCGUUGUAAAACGCUCAGUGAACAAAAGAAGUUAAUUGCCGAGUUUAUAAAUUGGAUCUUCCUAUUGGCUAAAUCGAUGGCCAAUUGGAGUGACCCUGACCCUCUGAGCAUCAAGUAUAAAUCCUUGAACCCGGUCAUAUGAGGUCAGUUAAUUUAACAUCUACAUGCGAUUAUUGACUUCACUGAGCUUGCUUUCCAAUCCGUUAUUCGAUUACUGCCCAUCGUCACCGACAAACUUCUCCGAAAUUCGAUUCGUUCCUUAAUUAGGCUUGACAAAGUUUUCAAAUUCGGUCAAAGUUUUGGUCCAACUAUGUCGUGGAACCAGAAGCAGAAGGUCCAAGCUCGCGACCCUGAUAGUGGUGUUUGGCUUGCAGCUGUUGUGCUGACUGUUGAUGAGGAAGCUGUCAAAGUAAAGUGGGUGAACUACAAAGGGAGGACGUCGUUUGUGGAUGUAUCGGAAGAGAUACGUCGGCCCAUUCUCCGUCGACAGGUUAGGGUUUCUCCGAUCCUUUGGCCUUCUGUGAAACCGGAAUUUCUGCAAGCAGGCGACAAGGUCGCACAGCUUAGUGUGGAUGGAAGGCGUGGUGAGGUCAUGACUAUUGAGACCAACGAUCCCUUCAAUGGGGUGAUGCUGACUUGCGAACAUCCUGGAAGGGAAUUUCGCUAUGAGCACCUUGCAGAGCCAGAAGAGGAUGAGGGUGAGCCCGAGGAUGUUCCAAUGGAGUUAGAGUCUGAGGUGGAGGAUCAGCAUGACAGUGAUGAUGAAGAGCAGGACUCUCUUCUUGAUGCAGCCAUUCUCACUCCAAUGGCACAGGCAACUCCCCAGGCAACACCACGCAGGGCACAGGCAACCCCACGCAGGGCACAGGCAACACCUCGCAGGGCACAGGCAACACCUCACAGGGCACAGACCACACCGCGUGCGACACAGGCCACACGCGGCAGACAGAGGGGAAGAACGGCUACACAUGUCAAGAAGAAGGUCGCGACACUACUGGACUUUGGUGAAGGUACGAUUUUUGACGAGGAAAUUCCGCCUCAGGAGCUGGAAGAGUUAACAGAAGAGAGGGCCCUGGCUGCAGUAGGGGACCUGGCAGAGCAAGUACAGGCUUUAGACAAGGCACCAAACUUCGACCUACCUGCCGGAAUGGGGGCCGACGUUCUACUGCAGCAGAAUAUAGAUCUUCUGGAAAGGAACGAGACGCUGAUUCAGGAGAAGGAGUCCCUUCUAGACAGAAUUAAUGGUCUAGAGACGAGGGUAUCAGCUAUAGAGGCCAAGAUCAGUCAGGAUACACCAGCAAUUGAGGUUACCCCACCUACCAUCCGCCAAACCGAUCCAACCACUCAACCAACACCUCAGCCAGCACCCCAACCAGCCAGAAGAAGUCCCCUCGCGCCGAUCCAAGCAAUGAAUCCAUCACGGGUAGCCGUGGAACUGUCAAAAGAACUCUUUACUACGGAUGAGAGGCUACACUGCUGUGUUAAUGGAAAGGGACGGGCACAGCUGGAUCCCCAGAGGGUUACGGUUCUGCGAAGACGGCUCUUCCUAUCCUGUCCCAUGCCCCGAUCUCAGCAAGAUGCUGCGUGGAAAGCUGCAGUAAAGGCCAUAGACGGACACACAAGGUACCUACGGUUAAAGGAGAAACGAGGACGCGAAAACCUGCCCCAGUGACGUCAUUAUUUUUGAUAUGCAUAAAGACUCAGGUUUUUUAACGGUCGGCUUUUCAAUUAUCAUUUUAUAACAUGAAUUGAUAAACAAAAAUUUUAAAGUUCUCAUUUCAAACUUUUUGAUUUGAUAGGGAGUUACUGUUAGAUUAUCAGGUAAUGUCAAGUAAAAUUCUAGGAACUUUAAGUUAUCUUGAACUUUUACAAUUCAUAAACUUUAUAAUCAAUCAUCUGUAUAUUGUUCAUAUAUACAUUUACUUAUUGUAAAUAAUUAUCAAGAUUAAUCUGGAGAUAAUGUAGGCUGAUUGAUCAUUGUGGCUCGAUCAAGCAUAUUUCAACUUUGUUAUUGGGAGGAUUGUACAUGUAGUUGCAGAUUUUAAGAAAGGGGAAAUUGUAGAGACAACAAAACCUACCCUAGUAUCUUCGUUUAUUCGAUUAUGCAUUUAGACGUAAGACUAAAAUCUUUUUAUCAUUUUUUUUUUCAGAUUUUCAAUUUUUAUUGUAUAUCAUGUCUUGAUUACAUAUUUGAUUUCUCAUUUCAAACUUUUUUUAUUUGGAGUUACUGUUACAUUGAAGUUACCUUAUUUUUAAACAUUUACAAUUCAGAAGCUUUAUAAUCAAUCAUCUGUAUAUUGUGAUAAUAAUUAUCAAGAUUAAUUUGGAUAAAUUUUGAAUUUCUCAUUUCAAACUUUUUUUUUAAUUUGACAAGGUGUUACUUUUACAUUAGCAGGUAAUGCAAAUUAAAAUUCUUGGAACUUGAACUUGAACUCUUACAAUAUUUCAUAAGCUUUGUGAUCAUCUGUAUAUUAAAUUACAUUCAUCUAUUAUGUAAAUAAUAAUUGAGAUUAAUUUGGAGAUUAUGUAGACUGAUUGAAUAUUGUGACUCGAUCAUGCAUAUUUCGACCUUGUAACAAGAAUCAUACGACUUGUAGUUGCAGAUUUUGAAUAAAUGUACAUACAUGGACAUGAGGCAAUAAAUUCACUUCAAAUAGGAUAAUUAUUGCAUUGGUUGGUUGAUUUUGUAGGCAGUAAUCAAUUGUGAUAUGGUAGUGAUUGUGAAAAUUAUGAAAAUUGUGAAAAUGAAUGUGAUUAAAAAUUUAAUUGUGGUGAGACAGUGAAGGCGAGAUGUUAAAUUCUGUAUACUGAACUCUUUACAUCGACUUCCAACAAACUUAAGUUGUAUUAGGGAUUCUUGUUUUGCUUGCUAAUUUUGAAAUGCAUUUUUAUUUGAUAUCAU